This is a messenger RNA of Ciona intestinalis (vase tunicate), 3952 nucleotides long. Its product is annotated as importin-9. The record is from RefSeq and is a predicted model, not a curated record. Gene Ontology annotation, cellular component: cytosol; nuclear envelope. Gene Ontology annotation, molecular function: small GTPase binding. Lineage: Eukaryota; Metazoa; Chordata; Ascidiacea; Phlebobranchia; Cionidae. Gene Ontology annotation, biological process: protein import into nucleus.
UCAUAACAUUUGUUUUGCGUUUUGGGGGUUAAAAAUGUUUAGUUAUGGUUAAUUCCAAUUAAAGGAUGCAUAUCGUUACGUUAACGUGUAAAUUGUUAUUGUAGAUUUUAUUCUAAGUGUCUGUUUUAUAUUAGCAGAUUAAAAUGUCGGCUGACGGCGAUUCAAAGGAAAAAUUACGAGUUCAUGUUCUCGAACUUCUGUCGCGAAUCUUAGCGCCUGAUUAUGACGUCAGAAACGCUGCGGAAAAACAAAUUAAAAGUUUGGAAGCAAUUGACGAGUACGGUGUCCUACUCGCUGAAUUGACGGUUAAUUCUCAAAAUGAUUUAGCCAUACGUCAAUUGUCAUCGUUGAUAUUAAAGCAAUAUGUUGAAGUGCAUUGGAUUAAAAUAGCUGACAAGUUUCAGCCACCUGAGACUUCGCCUACGUCCAAGUCUUUGAUAAAAGAGAUUUUACCCCAUGGCUUGGGCGAUGGCAACAGCAAAAUACGGUCAAGUGUUGCAUAUGCAAUAUCAGCCAUAGCGCAUUGGGACUGGCCCGAUGAAUGGCCUCAGUUGUUUCCACAACUCAUACAAACUAUCACAAGUGGCCAGCCCGACCUGGUGCAUGGGGCUAUGAGGGUUUUAACUGAAUUCUGCCGAGAAUUGACAGACACUCAAAUCCCCCAUAUAGCACCUGUUAUAUUACCUGAGCUGUUAAAGAUAUUUCUACAGCAGGAUCAGUUCAGUAUUCGUACACGGUCCAGGGCUGUUGAAAUAUUCAACACUUGUAUUUGCCUUAUACACUCAACUGGGGAUAAUGAGACAGUUGGCCAUUUACUGCCUUCUGCUUUUAUAUCAGAGCUUACCCAAGCCCUUACUAGAUCUUUACAAGUCGCAAAUGGCCCUGCUUCAGAUUUUGGUCUCAAAAAAGACGUUUUAAAAACGUUAAUAAAUCUUGUUCCAAACGUCCCAAAGCAAAUGGGUGAAACUGUUCCGCUCGUGCUCACCACCGUGUGGCAGGAAUUGAUCCAUGGCGCUGAAUAUUACGUGAGAAAGGAGGUUAAUUGCUCCGAGGAUGAUUUAGAAACAGCGACAGAUUCUGACGGUGAAGUCCUGAGUUUUGGAAGUUUGGUUUACUCAAUGUUUGACUUCAUUGAGAGUUUGUUGGAUUCACAUAAGUUUCGAAAGGUCGUGAAAAAGUCACUUGAGGAGCUGAUUUAUUACCUCAUCAUGUAUAUGCAGGUGACUGAAGAACAAACGCAAAUCUGGAUGCAGAAUCCGGAUCAGUUUGUAGAAGACGAGGAGGAAGAGACUUUUUCUUUUAGUGUCCGGAUCUCGGCUCAAGAUUUGUUCCUCGCUUGUUGUAGGGACUUUAAAAAAGAGAGUUCGUUAGCCCUUGUUUCCGCGAUUCAACGACAUUUAAAUGAAUCUCAAACCAAGCAGAGAAACGGGGACGAAAACUGGUGGAAAAUAAAUGAAGCGUGUUAUCUUGCUCUUGGUUCUGUGCAAAGGUUGGUACUGGAAGCUAUGGAGAAGUCGCUCGUUCAGUUUGAUUUAAAUUCAUUCCUCAGCCAUGUUGUGUUUAACAACUUGACAUCUGCUGAUCUAUUAGCAGGCAGGGCAUUAUGGCUUGCAAGCAGGUUCUCUAAGAUAAUGCCACACGAAACCAUGAAACAAUUUCUAGAAGCCACAGUGCAUGGUUUGGAUGAAACGCAUUCACCUCUUAUUCGAAUAUCAGCAGUCCGUGCUGUAUUCGCUUACUGUGAGAAUCUAUCAAACACAGAUUUGGUUCAACUACUCACUCCAUAUUUAUCUCCUCUAUUGAGUGGCCUUCUUAGCAUAGUUACUCAAGCUUCAGUGGAAGUAUUAGCGCUUGUGCUUGAAACAAUUCGAGUCGUCUUAUCUCUCAACACAGAAAUCACGACCCAGUAUCAAGACAGGAUAAUUCCCCUCGCUAUAGCUGUAUUUUUAAAAUACAGUAACGAUCCUUUAGUUUCCUCCCUUGCUUCAGAUCUGUUAACAGAGCUUGCAUCGCAUGGAACUUGCAACAAACAACUGCAGGAAAAACUUCUUCCCACCAUUAUAAGUAUAUUUAAUGCUCCAGUUGGUAAAGUUACUCCAGCUCUGGUGUCAACUGCCAUGGACAUACUUGCUAAUGUAAUCAGAAAGAUGAAGCCGCCGUUAGAAGACCUGUUUGUGCAUUCAGCUUUUCCCGCUAUGGUUAAAUGUGCAGUUAAUUCCGAUGAUAACGCAAUUUUACAAAACGCUGGCGAAUGUACGCGAGCUCUUAUAUCUGUUUCUAUGGAUCAAUUGUUUGUAUGGUCUGAUUGUGAUGGAAACAGUGGCGCUUAUUACAUCAUACAACUCAUCUCCUUGUUGUUAAGUCCGAAGUUAACUGAGCACAGCGCAACUUUCGCUGGCAGGUUGGUCUCCAUGUUUCUCUGCAAAGCUGGAGACCGUUUGUCAACUGAAAAUGUUGAAGCAAUUCUUCGUUCAGUUCUUUGUAAACUACAGCAGUCUGCCACUCUCACAGUUGCUCAGUCUCUCAUAUUGAUCUUUGCUCAUUUAAUCAACUUAAAAAUUGAAUCUGUCGUCACUUUUCUGUCCUCUCUCCCUACUGCCUCCGGUGACACAGCGUUGCAUUACGUGAUGACUGAAUGGUGUGAGAAACAAAGUAUGUUUUAUGGAAGUUACGACAGAAAAAUGAGCAUCGUAGCGUUAUCAAAAUUGCUCGAAUACGGGAUUUCGUCGAACGACUCCCGUCUUAUGAACAUCAACGUGAAAGGCGACCGAAUUUUCUCGGAAGGAAUUCGCACUCGGUCCAAAACAGCAAAAGAGCCAGAGCGAUGGACCGUAACGCCUCUGCUCGUUAAAAUUUAUAAACUUCUUCUUAACGAACUGCAAAGCCAGUUGGAUUCUGAUGGGAAAGAGAAAGAUUUCUUCGAAUGGGAAGAUGAGAGUGAUGAUGAUGCAAGCGGGGACGAAGAAGUUGACGGAAGACAAACUUUAUCUGAUCUUCUUAACGAGAACUCUGUCUUCGGAGUGGAGAGCGAGGAAGAUUUUGACGAUGAUGAUGAAGAUGUGGCGAAUGAUCCUGUCAAUCAAAUCAACCUCAAAGAUUUUAUUUCAAACAUCGUUCGUCAGUUUGCUGCGAGCGAAACUCAUAACCAACAUUUUGUUUCACAUUUAAAUGAAGAGGAAAAAAUGACUUUGCAAAGGAUUUCAACUUAAGAUACAAACAAUUUUAAAAAAUUGGUAGGCUUACAAAAUAUGAAUUAUAAAAAAUUAAAAAUAAUACUUAAAACAUGUUUAAUUUAAAUAGAAAUGUUUUUUUUUAUAUUGGCAAAAUAUUUUACAACCCAGUGAUUAUAGCAAUUAUUAAAUCAACUUUAAUUUAAAUAGAACCCGUUUUUUGUUGUGUUUUUUUAAGAAAGCUGCAAUAAGAGUAAUGCUUACAUUUGUUUAUUUAAAACAAGUUUAUAUUUUAUUGGAAACAUAAUCAUUUUACAAUUUUGAAAUUCAAAUGCUGUUCAGUUGUUAAAAGUAAUUUACAUUGUUUAAAAAAAUAGAUGAUUUCGUAUUGAGCAGGUGAAAGUAUUUUAAUUUAUUUUGCUUUUGAAUGAUGAAACGAUAUAACGCGAUGUAGUUGUAUUUGCAAUUGCAUGAAGUGCUUGUUAAAAUGCUUUUAGAUUCAUUUCUACCACCAACCUAAUGUAACUACUUAACUGCAUAACAUUUAGAUUUAGUAACUGCAGCAACCAAGGGACUUAGAACAAAACAAACUUAUUUGCCCAAAACUGUUCCAUCUGUUCACAAUUUAUGUUUUAAUAACCAAUUUGACCUUGAUAUUUGAAUUUCUAUUAUUUUGCCAAAUUUUUAAAACUAAUGCACGUAUAAAAAGGUUUACUGGUUCGGUAAAACCCCAAGUUCAUGUCCUUGAUUUUAACUUUCAUUUUGUUUUGUUUCCCAACAGA